Diversispora eburnea is the source of this 381-nucleotide messenger RNA. NCBI's taxonomy places the organism in Eukaryota, Fungi, Glomeromycota, Glomeromycetes, Diversisporales, Diversisporaceae. The record is from the annotation of a GenBank genome assembly.
AUGCACAACAAAAUUACUCAAUCAACCUUUGACAAAAUAUCCAUCUCCAAAAUUAAUAUAGAUAAUUUCCAACGUUUACAACGACAUCUUGAUGAAUACAUGACAUGGCUAAAUGAAUACAUUCCUUUGAAAAGAUCAGAUUGUUUGCAUGAUGUUGAAGGUAUCCAAAGACUAUUUCAUUUGUAUAAUGAUCCCAGAUUACCUUAUAAUAUUCAUGAUGAUAAAAGUUUAAAGGUUUGGAAAGCACCAAGUCGGGAUGUUUUUGUUAAAGUGAUAAGUAUACUCUUAAAAGAGAAAGGUCCCGAAACAAUUGCAGGGGACACAACGAUCAUCAUUCCAGCUGCUAAACGUGUUAAGUUGGGUACUUUAUUACCUAAAUGA